GUCAGUGGUAGCCUCCUUGUGUAGUAACAUACGGUUCUGUGGAUUUGGCGUUUUUGGAAAUGGGAAAUGGGAAAGAUCGAGGUUCAUACAUUUCUUGCCUAUUCUUUCAUAAAUAUAUUAUUUGUUUUACUUUAGUAGUAUGACGUACUUUGCAGAUACUACUGAAAAAUUAGAUCAAGCAAGUUGGUGAGAGAUUUAGAGCUAAUUUUAAUUAUAUUAAAUAUCUUUUAUGCCGUCUCUUUUAAAUCGUUUAGUUAACAUUAAUAUAUUAUAGGAUAUGAUACUCCAUUCUUAACUGAGAACGUAGCAACGGCAGAUGAAAAUUCUAUUUUAGUAUUGUUGUCGCCUUGCGUGUGACGUAUUUGGCUCUUUUUACUUGAUUUAGGCCUAGUUGAAUUUGUUGAAUCGUAAUUAUUAUUGUUAUUUUUAAAAAAAAUCCAUUAACCUAUUUAUGAACAGAGUGAAAGCUAUGCCAUCAUUUUAAAAAAGUGUGCUGAGCAGUUUAGGUUUGAGGUCUACACCUUUCCUCUGCUUUGAAAAUGUCAGUGGUCUGUGAGGGAUUUUUCAGAAGGAGAGAGGUAGCGACUGGGCUACAUUUUCCACGGUUCAGUUGAUGACAUCAGCGAGAUGGAGGCGGCCGUUAUUAUCAUUGCUACGGUGGUUUUGAGGACUGGAGGUAUUGAGGUCGUCCUGUCAGUUCUUUUAUUGUGUUUAAUGAAUUUAGUCAACUUUAUUACGGAACAUUUUUUGUGGAUGUGAUUUUAAAUGCUUAUCCAAAAUUAUAUCUGAAAGAAAAAUAAAGAUAUAUACAUAAAAGAAAAGUCUUACAAAGUGACAUAUGGGGGACAGACAUCAAAGCACAUUUUAAAAGAGCAAUUAGCCUGAACAGGAAACUUACAAAGGAAUUUUUACUUGAGCUGGUGUAAAUCAGCAGUGAAAAAAAGUCUGAAAUUUUAGGGGAAAGAGGAAAAUUCCUAGGGUGACCAGAUUACCUUGAGGACCAUGUAUAUAAUGCAGUGAUAACUUACAAAAAUGUUAACUACUGUCAGAAAACCCACUUUAAUAAGGAAUACAGGAUGCCUGGUCUACCUAACAAUGCCAGGCAUAAAUAUUUAGUAACUGACUGAGCUUGGCUGCAGUUAGCCCACAAGUAUCUCUGGUGUGUUUCUACAUCAUCUGGUAAUUGCAGGAAAAUUAUGAUAUCAUUAUGUCCUGGCUCAACAGACAACUGUGUCAUUUUCUUAACUACUUAAUAAUUAAAUUUUUUUUCAGCCUGUGGUUUCCCUCUCUUGAAAGUGGGGUUCUUCAUAAAGGAUAAGAGGAUUCAGAUAAAUGUCACAGUUUUUAUUUUGAAAACCCUUAUUAAUCUGACCCUUCUUAUUAAGAUGUUUGAUGAUAGCAGUAAUGCACACAAGGCAUAUCUCUCUAUCUGAAUUAUGCAUACAGAUGAAGCUGAAAUAACAAGGACAAGAGAACAAUGGUCUAGUACUGUUAUUUAUCACUCACUGUGUAACUUUUGAAUUAAAAAAUGAAUAGCCCCGCUGUAGUAUCUUCUAGUUGUUAAGAGAAAUAAUGAAUUACCCAGCCCACAGCUUAACUGUUUUAUUGUGAUUCAUUUUGCUUAGUGGAGCUUUUAUGCAGGUCCUGUCUGGCCAACAUUUUAAUUUUUAUAUUGACUGGCAGAGUCCAGCUGUUGCACUAGGUAAAAACUAGACACAUAGUAGUUGAGGUACUGUCCUGUGUGUAAUCAGUUCAAAAUAAGUGCAAUUCAGGUCAUGGAGUGUAGUGCAGGCCUGCUAAUUCUGCAUUUGUUACAUUUAUUUGUAUUCUCCAGAAAAAAGGUCUACAUGUUGGCUAUUUCCUGGUUGAUCAGCCGUGAAAUGUUAUGCUGCCUGUUCUGUGUGUUAUCCAGCUCUGUUACCAGUCAUAAAUGAGCAGGACCCGAUAAUUGGCACUCACACAACUGGCAUAGACUUAUACUCAAACGCCUUCCCUCAUGUAACCAGCCAGGACCCACUGUGUCACAGGGCCCUAGGGGUUAAACCUCAGAAUUUGAAUGGCAAAAUGUGCUGCCUACAGAGGAAUUUUGGGUGACACUGGGGAAGAGCACAAAAGUGACUGAGGGUACAUUCCUCAUUAGAAUCAGAUAGUGUUAAUGAGGAGUAUUGAUGAGAAGAAUGGGAGUUUAGAGAAAUUAAUUUUUUUUUAGUCCAGAUAGAACAAAGAGGUGCCCUCACAAAAGGGAAUAUGGUUUCACGGAGUCAUACUGCCUGUAUCACACAAAAGAAUGAAUGAAUAAUGAAUAAUGACAUGUCUGAACCAAACCAAUGUAUGUAACUGAUUUCCUAAUUGUACAGCAAUUAUUUUAUGCUGUUUUGUUGUAUCUUUAUUCUGACUUGAGCAGGGAGGGUGUGGGUGUGUGUGGGAGUAUAAAUGUGCAUCUGGGAUUGAACUUCAGCAUUUUACCCUUAUGUGUUGAAGUCUGCUGUUGACAGAUGCAGAAGCACAUGUCGCUCUCACACUAUCUGCAUCAGUUGCAAUACUCGUGGCAGAGAUGUUCAUCUAUGACAGAUUGCACUCUUCAGUUGUACCCUUGCCCAAAGGCUCCUCACAAAUAAAAAAGUAAAGUAAGGCACGUAUGUAUUGAGGAAAGAGCACACAAGGCUGAAGCAUAUGCCAUCUAAAGAGGAUGUAAUUGAUUUAAGAUUCAGAACAAAAUGAUUAUAUAUGAUCUUUGGUAAAAUAACAAUAGAUUUAAAAGAAAAAAACUAUAAAGGACCCCUUUAACUCAAAACUUGGUAUUACUUGAAAAUAAGAAUUUUUUCGAAAGCAUUUUAAUGGUGACUCAAUUGUUUUUAUUCAGAAAUAUGAAUGAAUCCAUAUUUCACAAGUCUGAGCUAAAACAAGAGCUGAAUCAAUAUUUAUUUUUGAUACAUAAAACUAGGUGUGUUACCUGAUAGCCACUCAGGUUUUUUUUAGAAGAUUGCUGCACCUUUUAUUGUUAGUGUGGGGGGGACUGACAGUAGAAGAGGUCAACAGAAUUUGGAACUUCCUGCUACUCUGAAAAGGUCAAAAGCCAAACUGAAAGGAGGUGCGGUGGCCAAAUGAGCAAGUGAUGAGCUGUUAGAAUCUUUGAAUUUAUUAGGUAGGUGUGGUGACAGGAAUCAGCGAAAUCCAGCGCUGCACGAGCCCCAUUCCGCUCAUAGCCUACAUUUCACAGUAAAUGACUGAGCAACCUCAGGCUUUAACGGGACUUGUCCUGGAUGUUUUGAGCCUUUCAGAUUUUUAUGCCUUUGUAAAGUCCCAAUUAUAUUUUGAAAAGACAAAUGGUAAUAUGUAGCAACGUUGCUGAUGCUAGAAUCCUCUCGUAAACAAAUUUGUUUUUCAGCAACAGCCUCCCACCAGAGUGUCCUAGGAGUGAAGGUUGAAGGAGAUUCUUCAUCCAGGCUCAUGAGAGAUGCUGGAUCCAUCUGCAUUAGGCAGGCUAGACAAUACAUGGCGUGUAUCAUAUCACAGGCCAUUGUUCCUUAGAACAAUAUGUCUGAGUACAUCGAAAAUCAAACCUGGCUUUUUAAUCAGCUUUCAAAUUUUUGCACACCCGAUUACGGAACGUCUAAUGCUGCUUAAAUGAAAUAUUUGCCCUCCUUCUGGAGAAUUCAAAGCUCUUUAAAAUUCCUCCCUGGUAAGUCGCUAGCUGAACAUAUUUUUGUGUGUGGGAGGACUGUACUGCCAGGCAGAAUUUGUUUUGCUCCCUUUUUUUGGACACACAAGGAGACCUUGAUACGACAUGAAUCAACUGCACCUUGUAAAAUAAUCUAGACAACCAAAACAAUCCUCAACAGUAAGAAUAUUAAUAAUCUUUUUAUGUGGGGGGUAAACACCAUUUGAUUGCCUGAGCAUUUCAUUUAUUGUAUUAUAGUGCUCUUAGCAAACAACAACAUAGAUAACAGCACAUUGAUAUAUCACAGAGUAACUGGAGUUCACCAGUUAUUUUUUAUGAAAGUAAUGCAUUGUUUGUGUGUUGCAUGAUAUUGAAACCAUAGGCAUUGUGGAAUCUGCUCUGGGUAUACACAUUUUCAGAUACAGUAUAGUGCCUUUUAAUUUGCCUAAAUACAUAUUUACAACAUUGGCUAUACCAAUCAAGUGAUUCAGGCAUUUUCUUUUGAUUUUCAUAGCCUGUGACCCAUUGAGCUGAGAUCUUCGUCAAGCAAUCGUUGAUAUGUUGUAGGACAGGGGACGUGUUCUGUCUCUCGAGGUUAACACGACGUGUGGCUCGGUGGUCUGUCAAGUGUAAUGGGACUGCGCGCUGUAGGGAGGGUGCGCGGAAAUUCUGUGGAUGGUGGAGAGCCCCUUGGGUCCCCCCUCCCCCGCACAUCUGGGCAACCCCUGUCACAAGCAGGUGUCGCCAUGCCUGACAUGACAGCACCCACCGAGGCCUGAGGAAGUGGCAGCAUGUCAUCCACAGACGUGUAGCGAUAAGACUCUUUUAUUUGUAUAUUUAGCUCUUUCCAGAGCUUAAGGUACAGUAUGUCUGAAGAUGGCCAAACGGUGGGAUGCGUAAAGAAGUGUUUAUUUUGAAGCAUCGGGUGUGUUUUUGCAUGUGUGCUUGGCACAGGGGUUAGGUUUUGUCUUUCACCAUGCAUAAAAAGAUUAAAAGAAGGAACAUUUAGUCUGACAGAUUCAUUUACAAUGGCGGUCAGGACUAGAAUAGUAUCUGUGAAAAAGCAGUGUCCUCAGCUGAAAGGCUAAAUUUAACAUGGUCAUAUCACAAAUAUCGCUGAGUGGUGGUUCAAAUAAAUUUGCAGCCUUUAUGUAUACAUAGCCUGCAAAAUUCUACAUAUUGUCUACCUUACUGAAAAAGUGGGCUUUUUUGUGGGGUUUCAGGCAACUACAUUCCUGUAUGUUUGAGAGAAAAGUUUCCACACAUGUGACUUCCAGUCCAGUGUCACUUGCUCUGUUUUUACCAGAAACCACAUCAGACGCGGCAUAUACAACAGACAGAGAGAGAGAGAGAGUGAGAGAGAGAGAGAGAGCGAGAACGAGAGAGCAGGCGAGCGAGAGCGAGAGAGUAGAGAGUGAGAGAAGAGCCUUACUCAUUAAGCAGAAAACCAAGUUCAGCUCAGCACACACACGCACGCACGCAGAAAGAAGUGGAGGCUGGUGACGGGUUCUGGUGACGCGCUUGGCUAUGGCUCAGGGCUCUGACAGUAACGACACAAGUUUCACGAGGUCUCCAUCUCCAAACAGCAGGCAGGACUCUUCGGAUGAUGUGAAGAAGGUGAUGAGGAGGGAAAAGAAUCGUAUUGCUGCCCAGAAGAGCCGGAUGAGGCAGACACAGAAGGCUGACAGCUUGCACUUGGAGAGUGAGAACCUUGAAAAAGAAAAUGCUGCCUUGAGGAAAGAGGUGAAGCAGCUGACGGAGGAGGCCAAAUACUUGUCAUCCGUUCUGAGCAGUCACGAGCCUCUGUGUUCUAUGAUGGGUCCACAGUCCUCUGACAUCCUCUACUCUCCACAUCAUGGGGCCUUCCACCAACCACACAUGGCCUCACGCUACCAGCACUGACCACCGGGGGAGCUGCUUCCAACAAAGAGUGCGGUGAAGGUGGACAAUCUCCUUAUAAGGGGCACAUGGGUUUUCAUUACAGGGGGAAACGGUCUCACAUGUGUACAUGUUUAACAGAAGUAAACAGCCAUUGUUGAUUACUCUCAGAUUUCAUCGGUGCCAAGUGGAGCUGGAGAUCAAAAUAGUUUUAAAGGGAAUGACAAUCCAUAAUGUUAGACAAACUGACAAACACAACCAUUGCCAAUGUCCUUUGGUUGGUAAAGAUGGUAAACAUCAACUCAGCACAGCUGGCUGAUGGGAUAAAAUGGGUAAAAGUGUCCUUUUGAAUGUGUCUUUUAUGCGUGACCAUUUCAGUUUUUGGCAAAUGGAUCAAUUGGUGGCACAGGACAGCAAUUGUUUUACUGUAAACGUGUUUCUUAUUUAGAAACAAAAUCUUAAAUAUUAGAUUUCCUAGAACUGUAGGUCUAGGUUCCUUUUGACCUAUGUGUUGAUUUGUUUUAUUUUAAAAUGUAUUAUUUAUUUCAAGAGUGAUAGAUUUGAUGAAUAUUUUCUAAAUAUCUUGACUUGUCUUGCCUUUCCGUUAUACUUCCAGUUGAGUCGAUGAAAUUAGUUUACUUAUUCUUUAAGAGUGAUAACUCACAACAUUUACAGUGUUAAUGGUGGAGAAGUGUUUUGUGGAUAUUCAUUUGAACAUUUAUUCUGUUUGGUGCAGUUGGAACAAAGACAUCCUUCAUGAUUGCAUUCAUCAUAAAAGAAUGUUUUAUAGUAAAUAUUAUAAUGUCCUAAAUACCUCAAGAUUUUAGUACAAAUCAACUGAAAAUGUUUUGAAUGUUUUAAAAUUAAAUUGCCGAGUGAGAAUGUAGUUUGUAUAAUUUAGUAGGAAAUUUUGAAAAUUGUUAUGGGUACUCAAAUACAAAUACACCAGUUCAAAUCCUGCGAUUUAAUUUGCAAGCAGUUUACACUGUAUUCUUUAUACCAUAUCCCAUAGGUAUUUGGGUUGAAAGAACUAUGCUCAGUAAUUGACAAAUUAACAGGAUCCAUUGACAUGAGAUUACCUGUCUGUUAUUGACACAUCUGUGAAGUACAAGUCAGGCAGUGGGUCAUCUUCAGCCCAAUGAACUGCAGCUCUCUUUCC
Messenger RNA from Anguilla anguilla (European eel), 6698 nucleotides. It is a transcript of the gene batf, whose product is annotated as basic leucine zipper transcription factor, ATF-like. Gene Ontology annotation, cellular component: nucleus. Gene Ontology annotation, molecular function: DNA-binding transcription factor activity, RNA polymerase II-specific; RNA polymerase II cis-regulatory region sequence-specific DNA binding. Bases 5189 to 5563 code for a protein of 124 amino acids. The record is from RefSeq and is a predicted model, not a curated record. Gene Ontology annotation, biological process: regulation of transcription by RNA polymerase II. The transcript has 3 exons. Lineage: Eukaryota; Metazoa; Chordata; Actinopteri; Anguilliformes; Anguillidae.